CUCAGGCAGAGGACAAGAGGGCCAAUAACGGCCGCGGCAGAUAGAGCAGAGGAAGCACUAGCAGACGAAAGAGAAGCGUUAUCUUCACCGACGACCACGAAACUUCCCUUCGCGGCGGAGCCACCACGUGUCUUCCGAAACUUCCACUGACAUCAGAUAGCCCCAUCCAUCCAACCAACUCCCGCUCCUCCUUGCUUCUCCUACUACAUCAUCAUCAUCAUCAUCAUCUCUCUCUCUCCACAAUUCCACAUAUAUUUAUGUUGAAAUGAGCGACUGAUUGUCUCUGCACAUCAAUUCGGCCUCCCCAAAACCCUAGCCCUAGAAGUGUAACUGUGUAAGCAGAGAUGGAUCACGCGUCGGAUGCUCACCGUACCGAUUUGAUGACCAUCACGAGGUUCGUGCUCAACGAGCAGUCCAAGCACCCCGAGUCUCGCGGCGACUUCACCAUCCUACUCAGCCACAUUGUUCUCGGCUGCAAGUUCGUCUGCUCUGCUGUCAACAAGGCAGGUCUUGCUAAACUCAUCGGGCUUGCUGGAGAAACCAAUGUGCAGGGUGAAGAGCAAAAGAAACUGGAUGUGCUUUCAAAUGAAGUUUUUAUCAAGGCCUUGGUCAGCAGUGGUCGAACGUGUAUCCUUGUCUCUGAGGAGGAUGAGGAGGCAACAUUUGUUGAUCGAUCUUUGCGUGGAAGGUACUGUGUUGUGUUCGAUCCACUUGAUGGAUCCUCUAACAUUGAUUGCAGUGUUUCCAUUGGAACGAUCUUUGGAAUUUAUAUGGUGAAAGAUGGUGAAGACCCUACUUUAGAUGAUGUCCUGCAACCUGGGAAGAAUAUGAUUGCUGCUGGCUAUUGCAUGUAUGGAAGCUCUUGCACGCUUGUUUUGAGCUCUGGAUCUGGUGUUAAUGGAUUUACCCUUGAUCCAUCCCUGGGGGAGUUUAUACUAACUCAUCCAGACAUCAAGAUUCCUAAGAAAGGAAAAAUUUAUUCAGUAAAUGAAGGAAAUGCCAAGAACUGGGAUGGUCCAACAUCAAAGUAUGUUGAAAAAUGCAAGUUCCCUAAAGAUGGAUCCUCACCAAAGUCUCUGAGAUACAUUGGAAGUAUGGUAGCAGACGUCCAUCGCACACUACUUUAUGGUGGUAUCUUUUUGUACCCUGCCGAUAAGAAAAGCCCUAAUGGGAAACUGCGGGUUCUUUAUGAAGUCUUCCCAAUGUCAUUCCUGAUGGAACAAGCUGGAGGUCAGGCAUUUACCGGCAAGCAACGGGCACUUGAUUUGGUCCCAAAGAAGAUACACGAGCGAUCUCCAAUUUUUCUGGGUAGUUACGACGAUGUUGAGGAGAUUAAGGCCCUCUAUGCUGCUGAAGAGAACAAUUAACCUUUGAACUCAUUUCUAUUUGAUGUUUGUGCAUAUUCUAGACUUAGUUACUGAUUAUCAAUUAUGCAUAUGACGAAACCUUGAGGUUUCCUGUUAAUGAGGUAAUACAUUUGAUCGGUGAAAACUCAAGGAUGUUGUAUUGUUCUCUUGUUUCUGGAAAUACUGUCAAUUCAACAAGAAAGCAAUAGUGUUGAUCUCCA
Diospyros lotus (date-plum) is the source of this 1567-nucleotide messenger RNA. RefSeq names its product fructose-1,6-bisphosphatase, cytosolic. NCBI's taxonomy places the organism in Eukaryota, Viridiplantae, Streptophyta, Magnoliopsida, Ericales, Ebenaceae. Gene Ontology annotation, cellular component: cytoplasm; cytosol. The record is from RefSeq and is a predicted model, not a curated record. Gene Ontology annotation, molecular function: fructose 1,6-bisphosphate 1-phosphatase activity. The transcript is spliced from 12 exons. The coding region runs from base 345 to 1367 and encodes 340 amino acids. Gene Ontology annotation, biological process: fructose 6-phosphate metabolic process; fructose 1,6-bisphosphate metabolic process; fructose metabolic process.